CUGCACUCAUAAAAGCUUGCGCGUACGGGCGAAGCUCAAUCUGAACGGAGCUUUCGUAGAACCUGAACCGGGCCACUUGGACCAGUCACCAUGCGCGCUCUCCUGUCCGCCAUUUUGUUGCUGUCCGCCAUCUUGUCGUGCGCGACGCAAGCGCAGUACCCUCGCCCCCGCCGCCCGGAGAGGUUCGACACAGCCGAGCAGAUCUCUAACUACCUGAAAGAGUUGCAGGAGUAUUACUCUGUUCAUGGCAGAGGGAGGUACGGCAAACGACAAAUGCACAUAUCCGAUGCGUCCGUGAUCUUCAGAGAAACUCCAUUCAUAGACCAUCCGAUGAACGAAGACGUACUGUUUAAGGCGCUUGGAUAUAAGUAAAAAUGUGUUAUAAUCUGUGGCCGUGAACAAUGACGAAAUUCUUUUUAAUUUUCGCGGGAAACUCUCUGGUCUAUGUUUUUUCUAAAGCUUAGAAAUUACAGCCCAUAAUGCCAAAGAGUCUAGUCAAUUCAUCUAUCCGUCUUUUUUUAUUUAUACUCUAUUUAUCAUAGAUUUAUGAGGAAUUGUUAAAAACCUGCUUCUAGGCUGGGUAGAAGCGAUUUUGGCGGUUCUAAAUCCUAACCUUACUUAAGAUAGAGUAUUGAUAAAUUAAUAGUUUAAUAUUAUUAUUUAGAAAUACAACACUGUUUCAAGAU
Amyelois transitella is the source of this 686-nucleotide messenger RNA. It is a transcript of the gene NPF2, whose product is annotated as pro-neuropeptide Y. Gene Ontology annotation, cellular component: extracellular region. The record is from RefSeq and is a predicted model, not a curated record. Gene Ontology annotation, molecular function: hormone activity. Lineage: Eukaryota; Metazoa; Arthropoda; Insecta; Lepidoptera; Pyralidae. The transcript is spliced from 3 exons. The coding region runs from base 91 to 372 and encodes 93 amino acids.